AUUGCGUUUCCAAGGGGAAGCCGGAGCGGCGUUGCUGGGCCCGAGUCCCGGCGGCGGCGGCGGCGGGGGAAGCCAGCGAGGCCCGGCCCGGUCUGGUGUGGCCGGCUGCGGGGGCGGGACCAUGAGCUUGGCCUUGAGGAAUGAACUUGCAGUAGACAAAACUAAAAGGAAGAAAAGAAGAGAACUGACUGAAGAACAGAAGCAGGAAAUUAAAGAUGCUUUUGAACUGUUUGAUGCAGACAAAGAUAAAGCAAUAGAUUAUCAUGAAUUAAAGGUGGCAAUGAGAGCCUUGGGUUUUGAUGUAAAAAAGGCUGAUGUGCUAAAAAUACUUAAAGAUUAUGAUCGAGAAGCAACAGGAAAAAUCACAUUUGAAGAUUUUAAUGAAGUUGUGACAGACUGGAUAUUGGACAGAGAUCCACAAGAAGAAAUACUCAAAGCAUUCAAAUUAUUUGAUGAUGAUGAUUCAGGUAAAAUAAGCCUGCGAAACCUACGACGUGUUGCUAGAGAACUUGGUGAAAACAUGACAGAUGAGGAGCUACGGGCUAUGAUUGAAGAAUUUGAUAAAGAUGGAGAUGGAGAAAGGGGACCUAUUGUUAUGACUAAGAAAAAGGAUUUGAGGUUAAAACAACAGCAGUAACAAAUCAAGUAUCAGGCUGAAGUUUUAUAACUGAAUAUUUUGACUCUAACAAUGUAUACAUAUAGUUUAAAAACUUGUGUGCCUCUUCCACCUAUGUAAUAGUAUUUUGCUGGCAAAGAUGUGACUGCUAAACAUGCACAAAUAAAAACUAAGCAGUCUAAAUGCACUGAUAACUCACUUCUCUUCUGUAUGUUGAAUCAUCUUGCAGCCUUACUGGGAAACAAAUAAAAAGGGAAAACAGCGUUGUUGUUUUGGAUCUGUAAUGUUUAUCAAGAGAAUUGGAACUGAUUCACUGAGGUACUAUUUGCUUUUUCCAGAGAAGGAAAACAAAGAGAGAGAGAUCUUAGUACCCAUUUUUUCUGUCCCAACAUUCAAAUGGCUCACCCAUGCCCUAAUCAUUUCCUGCCUCAAGUAUGCAGCCGCCUCCUCCUUUAUUUAACUGCAUACCACUUGACUCAGGAUGCCUCUGCCAGAAUCAUCCUUCAUGCCUUUUAUCUCCCCCUGACUGGAGUCACUCCACUGUCUCUAUUGUGUAUGCAUCAAAUAUAAAUGUUGCCUUCUUGCUUUUACGGCCUCAUAUUAUCCAGCCCUUUGGUCACAUCUCUGGCCUGGUCUCCUUUCAUUUACUCCGUGAUUUUGCUGUUCCACCAAUUAUGCCUGGCUCAAUAUCCCCUUUGUUUAUCUCCCACAGGCAAAUCUGCAUCUUCUUCCAUGCUGUUCUUUAUGUAUACAUUGCCUUCCCCAAUCCCAUUUGCAUGCCGCAGCCGUAAUUUCAUUCAAAUUCAUCCUGAAAAUUCACUUCUCCCAUCUUACCCAUGAAAAAAGUUAGUCAAAAAGUGAAACAAAAACCACCACGAGAUUUAUCUGUCUCUCUUCUGUUAGUAUCUGUAUGAUCCUGUUGUUACACACUCGUUCUUCUCCUUCUUUCCUCUCCUCUCAGCCAUUUCUGCUCAUUUAUUCUGCCCACUUGUGUCAUACUGAAUUUAGGCUGCACGCUUUGCCAAGCAGGGGAUGUGUCUUUACUUAUUUUGGUGAAAUACCUAGUACACAACUGGGCACUCAAAAAAUAAUAACAAGGCAAAGUAUAUCUUAUUGCUUACAGUGAAUACUUUCUAAUAUCACUCCUCUUGCUAUCAAUAAAUACCUAAGCCCUGAGAACAUUCUGCUGCUCCUUAAAAAGAACAUUGGUUUCAGGAAUUCCUUUUGUUUUACACAUUUCAAUACUCUGAAGUGCUUUACUUAAGCUGUUGUAAACCAGACAGGCUAAUGGUUAAGAUUAUUUACAGACAAAAAGGUAUCUGGAUCAUUUUUUAAAACUUUUUACUUUACAUGUACAUUGAAUUUUCUCACAAUUUCUAGCAUAUUAAGGAACUAUUGCACUAAAUGACUAUGUGCUGUUAUCAUCAUAGUGUACCAUACAGUAGCUUCUAUGUAGGGAUGUAUUUGGAGAUUAGGAGUAGAAAUUUUAGAAGUACAUAAGUGAUUUAGGAGCCUACAUUCUAUUUUUGAAAUUAGCUUAUGGUGUUUAGGCACUUCAAAAUUUAUGCGCAGAUCCUCAAAUAAACAUACCAUAUAAUGCUCAUUGCACCAUCUAAUUUACUCGUGGUUUUUGAAAAUAUGACCACUCUAUGCAGGGAAUCUUGGUGUAUCAUAUGUGGCAGACCUCCAAGUACUUUUAUUAUGUAUUUAUUAUUUCCAUAUAUUUAAGCAGAUGAAAUACAGUUGACUUGUAUCAUUUUUAUAAGGCCAUGAUCUGCCUAAAAAAUGAGUGCAUGGCCCACUUCUGGCAGGAUGAAAUUAAAGCAAUAAUAAAAAAAGAAUUGGAAGUAGGACUUGUAAUUCUUGUGAACUAUAACCCCCCCAAUAAUUUUUGGUGUGGGUAUUCAAGGAAUACAGGAUUGCCUUGAUUAUUUUGUAAGAUGAAACAGUGCAACAAUAAUAAUCUCAGAAAGAAAUAAUAGCAGGGAACUAAAGGAGGGGAUUUCUGGACUUCAUACUUGUCUAGAAGCAAAUACUGGAGGACAGAAAUUUGCAAGAAUGAAAUUCUAUAUAUUGCUGCAUUUAACAAGCCCCAAAGACUUGAAGAUUCUCAGUACACAUUAGCAGGAGUAUGAAAGGGAUGGGACAUUGCUAGGUACAGUCAUUCCAAAAUGUCAAGGACACCAUAAUCCACACAAGAAUGUCACUAAAAGAAGGUGCAUUUUCCUUACAAGAUGGUAACUACUAGGUGAGACCAUUGACUCUUGUCUUACAGACCCACAAAACAAAAUCAUAUGAACUUGAGCAGAUAGCCAAUGGAAUAAUCAGACAGUGAAUUAUUUGUGGGAAAAACGAUACUCAUGUCAAAGCAAUGUUAUUGUGAGAAAUGGACUGGGCUCCUAAGCAAUAUGCAUCCUAAUUACAGGCCAUUUCCAAAAUAUUAAUAAAUCACAUGUGUCC
Molecule: messenger RNA, 3076 nt
Organism: Gavialis gangeticus (Gharial)
Lineage: Eukaryota; Metazoa; Chordata; Crocodylia; Gavialidae
Gene: CETN3
Product: centrin 3
Exons: 5
Coding region: 122-637 (171 amino acids)
Biological process (GO): spindle pole body duplication
Cellular component (GO): microtubule organizing center; myosin II complex
Molecular function (GO): calcium ion binding; microtubule binding
Source: RefSeq, a predicted model, not a curated record